ACUACGCCGCUCGUUACGCACGGACACACUACGGGGGCCAAGGAAGGAAGAAAUGUGGGCGCGGGCGUUGUGGCUGGGCCUUCGGACCCCGCUGGGCGGGCCCCGGGGCUUCACCUCCAAGACAGAUCCUCAGGGCAGUGGCCGAAUCACGGCCGAGAUGAUCGAGCACCUGGAGCGUCUAGCACUUGUGGACUUCGGCAGCCGGGAGGCAGUAGCGCGGCUGGAGAAAGCCAUCGCCUUCGCCGACCGGCUACGCGCCGUGGACACCGACGGGGUGGAGCCCAUGGAGUCGGUCCUGGAGGACAGAUGUCUAUACCUGAGAUCCGACAAUGUAGUAGAAGGCAACUGUGCUGAUGAAUUACUACAAAACUCCCACCGUGUCGUGGAGGAGUACUUUGUGGCCCCUCCAGGUAACAUCCCUUUGCCAAAGCUGGAUGAACAAGAGCCAUUCCCACACAGCUGAGUAACUCCUUCUGGAAAGGGGGUACUCUGAACACGUGGAAGCACAAUGACAGUAUUUUCUUACUGUGAACACUAAUGUUCCUGCUUUUCUAAGUCACCUAAAAAAAUGGAUGCU
Cebus imitator (Panamanian white-faced capuchin) is the source of this 577-nucleotide messenger RNA. RefSeq names its product glutamyl-tRNA amidotransferase subunit C (gene GATC). The transcript is spliced from 4 exons. Gene Ontology annotation, biological process: mitochondrial translation; glutaminyl-tRNAGln biosynthesis via transamidation; regulation of translational fidelity. The coding region runs from base 53 to 463 and encodes 136 amino acids. Gene Ontology annotation, molecular function: glutaminyl-tRNA synthase (glutamine-hydrolyzing) activity. NCBI's taxonomy places the organism in Eukaryota, Metazoa, Chordata, Mammalia, Primates, Cebidae. The record is from RefSeq and is a predicted model, not a curated record. Gene Ontology annotation, cellular component: glutamyl-tRNA(Gln) amidotransferase complex; mitochondrion.